Thamnophis sirtalis is the source of this 5129-nucleotide messenger RNA. Lineage: Eukaryota; Metazoa; Chordata; Lepidosauria; Squamata; Natricidae. The record is from RefSeq and is a predicted model, not a curated record.
ACUGAGCUCAGCAGAGACAGGAAUUAAUCUACGCUGCUGUUCCCCAACCUGCUACUUCUCUCCCUCGUAGCUGACCUAGUGCUUCUUUGCUUUCCCUCAUCAUAAGGAUGACAAGUCAUUCUGGGAACUUCAGUACCAGCUCCCUUACUUCUCCCAAAGCCUCUUAUAGCUGGGAAAGAGAGUGCUCUCCUUCGCAUUCUCCUCAUUCUUUAAGGGAUGGGGCCUGCAGCAGUCCUACCAUGGGAGAAGCCAGCAAGAAAAGCUUCAGUUCCUCCAGCCUCACAGGACAUGGCUACUAUUAUACAUAUCCAAGAGUGUCUUUCAACCAAGAUCUCUUGGAGCCAAUCCACCUGGAUGUUGACCCAGCUCUCCAGGAGAUAAAGACCAAAGAGAAAGAAGAUAUCAAGAUGCUCAAUAACCAAUUUGCUGCCUUAAUUGGGAAGGUGCAAAGUCUGGAACAACACAACCAAGUUCUGGUCACAAGAUGGAACUUUUUGAAAGAACAAGACAAUUCCCUUUCUGAUUUUGACAUCAAACUUCUCUAUGACCGGUACAUGAAUAAACUGAAUCUCGAAAUGCGAUCUAUAGAUGCGGAAAAAGAACAGCUGGACUCAGAAAUUGAUGAAGUGCUAGUUUCUAUGGAUUCCUUCCGAAACAAAUACGAAGAAGAAAUAAACAAACGCACUGGGAUGGAAUUCACCUUCACAACACUCAAAAAGGAGCUUGAGGAAGUCAUGUCCCAGGUCAAAGAUGUUUCAGUUGUGCUGGGGAUUGACAACAACAGAUACAUUCCUGACCCCCAACAAAUUGUGGAGGAUGUGAGAGCUCAGUAUGAAGAUCUGGCUAUGAAAAGCUGGGAAGAGUUGGAGGCACUUACCCGACUCAAGCUGAAUGAAAGGGAAGUGUUAUGUGCUAAGUAUGGGGACCAUCUCCUUAAUGAUCGGAGGUUGAUUGCUGAAUUAAAUAUACAGAUCCAAAAACUGAGGUCUUGCAUUGUCUCUCUGAAAAGCCAGUGUCUACAUUUAGAAGAUAACAUCAAAGAUGUUGGUCUACAAGGAGAAACGGCCCUCCACGAUGCCAAAGCAAAACUGGCAAAAUUGGAAGAUGCCCUUUAUAAUGCCAGGCAAGACUUGGCUCAGCUGGUUAAGGAGUACCAAGAGCUGAUGAAUACCAAGCUGGCUUUGGACAUUGAGAUUCUCACUUACAGGAAACUAGUAGAAGGAGAAGAAAUCAGCAUGGAGUCUCCAUCACCUGCAUUCAUUAGCAAAAUCUACUCCAGACCAAAGUGCUUUUUACCCGACUCUGGCAUCCCAAAUGUCCCACAUGUGGCAUCAGGAGCAAAAGAUUUGACAAAUAAAAUGAUCCAUAGUGGAAGCAGUUUGAUAACUGGACUUUCUAGAAGUCACAAUGAAAAUGAAGCCCUGACUGAGACUCUAUUUGCCAGAGCCCCCAGUGAGACGCGUGACAAUAUCCAAGAGAGCUCUGAUUUUGGAAGUCCAAGUCCGAGAAGUGCAGAAUUUUCCAGAACUCAAAGUGGGGAAAGCAGUAAUUCCUCUGGACGUAGGUACCAUAGUUGCAGAAAAGAAAGUGUGCCAGUUGGUUACCGGUCUCAAAGCCAAGGCAGCAGAGAGUUUACAGAGAAUGCUUUGCCUAGAAGUCUCAGUGGUGAUAUCUCAGAAGACAGCCUUUUUAGAAGUUAUAGUGGGACUAGCGCGUCCUAUGUAGAAGGCUGGCUUUCUAGAAGCCAGAGUAAUGAAAAUGAAUGCAGAAAUGUUCAUGAAAAUGAAGGAUAUGCCGAACCUGUUUCCACAAUCCCAAAUGCUGAAGAUGAUGGGAUCUGUGAAGGUGGCAUUUCUGGAACUCACAGUGAGAUAAACAGGGAUAACUCACAGGUCAGCCUAUCUAGAAGCCAGAACGAUGAACCUGAAUCUAGAGACAUCCCUGAAGAAUUUGCUGAACCUAUGCUUUCUAGAAGAAGAAGCACUGAAGAUGGUGGAGUCCCUGUAGGUGGCCUUUCAGAAAGCAACAGCAAGGCCAGCAGAAAUAGUUCACUGGAUGACUUUUCUAAAAUACAAAGAGAUCAAAGUCAAGACUCUACAGAUGCCAUCUUUAGUCAAGGCCACACUGAAGGUACACAGGAGAGCAAUCUUCAUAAUUACCCCAGCAAUAGUAACACAGCCUAUGUAGAGGGUAGUGUUUCUGAGAGUCUUAGUGAUGAGAAAAAAUCUGUCUCAAAGGAUGGUGGCUUUAGAACCCCAAGUAUAAGAAGUACAACAUUAAGUGACAGUGUGUUUAUCAGAAGUCCUACUAGUAUAGAUGAAGGUCUGUGUGAGGAAACGGAUUUAAAAAUUCAUAGUAAUGCAAGAGAAAGUGCUUUGGAAAGUAAUAUUUCAGGAGAUCCUAGUCCCAGAAAUGAAGAGCUUUCACUGCCUGAACUUCCUAGACUCCACACAACAGAGAACAGAGACAUCCCAGGUAACAAUCCUGGCCUUUUUGUGUAUGGGAGAAAAAGCAAAUCAGAGAGUGGUUUUUCUAAAAACUACGCCAACAGAAAAGGAGGCUUAACUCAAGGUGUUUUUGCCAGACCUCACAGUGUUCCAGAUAAAACUGACUACUCUAGCAAUCUGACUGAUGGAAGUGGUUUCGUCAAAGCUGUGGUUUCUAGAAUCAACAGAGGCAUUUUGGAAGGUGAUUCCUCCAGAGGUCAAAACAGCACAAGAGGAGGAUUUCUGGAUGUUGACCUUAUGAAAGACCAGAGUAAAGAAAUCAAAGAAAAUCAUGGGGAUAAAAGAUGUCCAGAUUAUGAUGUCAGAAGUGCAAAUGAGACAAAGGAAGGUGUCUUACCGUCUGGUCGUUCCAGAAUCGAACAUGAACAAGCAGUCAGCUUUUCUAGAAAUCUCAAUGAUAGUAUAAGUCCUGUAGAGACCUCCACUCCUAUUCAGGUUCACAGAAAGAAGGAAGACACUGCUGAACAUAGCUUUUCUAGAAGUCACAGUGAAGAAAGUGGGAGCUUUAAAGCAGCUGAUUUCUUAUCAAGAAGCUCCAACGAAGAAAGCAGAGAUAUCGAAGAGGCCAAUAUUUCUACUAGUUGUGACAAAGAAAAUGAAAAAUGUACAGAGGGCAUGAUUUCUAGAAACUACAGUUAUAAAUGUGCAGUUACCUCACACCCUAGAACUGAAAGCAGCAAGGCUGAAGGUGUUCUAGAAAGCGGCCAGUUCUGAAAGCGGAAGGCAUUCCCCAUCUGGAAUUUAUAUAGGCCAAAGUGGUGAAAGAGAAAAUCAGUCCGAAGUUUCCAGAAGCUACAGCAACGCAGAUGAAGUUGCAAUGAAAAAUCCGCGUAUAAGCCAUGACAACAGAAAUGAGUGAAAGGCCAGCAUCCUCAGAUCCCAUUACCUUGCUCUGAUGUGUAUCACCUCUUCUGGUGAAAUGUUAUUAUAUUACAACUAUUCACAAAGUAAGUGUCUCACAAACACAUGAAUAGGACUCUGAUUCCACAUUCUAGAAGCUUAAGUUCAUCUAAAGACUGAUGGAUUGUGGAUGGGGAAUCCAUAAAAAAGUUUCUGUUAUCAACAUAACGAUAAGACACAGAAUUCUGCAGGCUUGAAGAUGCUUACCCAAUCUUCUUUGCCUAUUAUAAGUUGUGAGUCAUGUUCAGAACAUGUUUUAAUGCUAUACUUUAUGGUGAGGGGACUAAUAUUGCAGUUAUAGUACAGAUGUUAACUGCUACAAAACAUAAGCCAACAGUAUAUAAUUUUUAACCAGUAUUAUUUACUAUAUGUUGUUUGUUGUACCUUUUCUGUUAUUUACAUAUAUACCAAAGUUUAAAUAUGCAUUAAAGCAAAUUGCAUGAGGCUUUGCAAGAAAGCAUAUUAGAUGGAAGCCAGUUAGUCUACUUCAUUGGUGAUCUUUGGGCUGAUUUCAGGAAUUCUCUCUUGAGUUAAUCCACUGCAUUCUUAAAGGCAAAAAAAAAUUUUUUUUUCAUUUGCUUAGAAGGUUUUCAUGAACCUUAAUGGACACAGGUAUGCUUAGUGAAAACUCACCAGCCAGUUCCUAAAGGCGCUGUUUUUAGCUGAGUCUGUUAUUAAUCUGUUUUGUUUUGUAUGCCUCAACAUUCUCUUAGGUUGCUUCAUUUCUAUUAUUUGCACACCUAUGCAGAUGGAUAAGCACAAUGCAAAGGCUUCGUACAUUGCCUGGCCAUUGUAGAACCCAAUGUCAUGCAUCCUUUUAUCUUUGAUUGUAAGCUCUGAGCACAGUCUCAAAUUUAAAUCUUCACUCAAGCCUUUGAACAGACAGCAAUUCAGCUGCAGAUAAUUGAAAAUAGAUCUAAUGCUUGCUUUUCAGUGAGGUGAACUUGUGGCUAGGAAUGGGUAGAAAUAUUAGUAACUAUCAUUUAACUCAUAGUUUUGUAUAGCAAUUUGCAGGCAGAAGAAGGAGGAGGGAAAAUGUGAAAAGUAUAGUUGAAAACAAGCUAAUGACGCUUUGCCCCAAUUUCGCUCAUAUUCUCUAUCAAAACAUAACCACAUUAUGUUUAUGCUAGCAUGUUGUAAUUCUGGGGACAUGGCAACAGGUGGGUGAAUAUUUUUUGUAUAUUUAUAUAAACCUAGAAAGUGGCAUAUGCCUUUUCUUGUAUUUUCAAACUAUAACCAGAAUUAUAAAACUGAAAUUAGGAAUCUGGUGAUCAGAGCUAAAAAAAACAAUUGAUAAGAAAUUAAAAGUACAGCUUAACCAUAGACUAAUUGGUUGAGCUGGUUGGAUGAGAAGUUACAUAUCUUCAUUCUCUUAUUCCUAUCUGUGAUGGUACAAAAGCUAAGGGCCCGAGUCUCAGGUUUGUUGUAGGACUGAAUUUGAUAAGUAUGAAAAUGCACCACUUCCAAAACAGGAUAUUUAUAUUUAAUUCCAAGCGUUGUAUUAAUGUCAUUUGUCUCUCUGUUCUCCAUCAAUUAAUCAGCCAUUCAUUAUUUCGGACAUGAACAGGAAUUAUAUAACCUUUUGGCCAUUUCUUUUGAGCCAUAGUGGCGCAGUGGUUAGAGUGCAGUAUUGAAGGCUACAUUUGGUGACUACCGGCUGACUGCAAUUUGGCACUUCAAAUCUCACCAGGCUCAAGGUUGACUCAGCCUUCCAUCUUUCCG